UGCUCCAGCGAAACGCUGGGGAGAUGGUGAGCUCGGGGUGCAGUACCUCUGUGAUUUGGGGAUACCAGGGGUCCGGCUCGGAGUUUCCUUUGGAGUUGGGGGUUGGGCUUUCCGAAUCCGGAUUGCUUACCCGACCACUUUGCGGACAGGCCACCGGGACAGACCAAGUGGUGGGAUUUGGCCUCGUCGCUGUUAGCCUGAUCAUCUUCACCUACUACACCACUUGGGUGAUUCUUUUGCCCUUCAUUGACAGCCAGCAUGUCAUCCACAAAUACUUCCUGCCUCGUGCCUACGCUGUCCUCAUCCCGCUGGCCACGGGCCUCCUGCUGCUCCUAUUUGUGGGAUUGUUUAUCACCUAUGUGAUGCUGAAGAGCCGAAGACUGACCAAGAAGGCUCAGUGAGGGUCCAGCAGGGAUGAGGAUACCAGCCUUCUCCAUAUCUCCUCCAGGGAAGGGACCAAGUGUCACAUCCUGAUACAGUCAGCCUGACUGCUGCAGUCCUCUUUAGGAGGUGGGGCUGCUUACAGCUCAACUCUGACAAACUGGAGCCCUCUCCUCUCUUAUUCAUCCUUCUGGAAGCCAAGAGGAACGUGGGUUGGGAAACCUCUCCCUCAUGGCUUCGGGCUCAGGGCCUGAACAUUGCUGGUCCUGUCCACCUCACAGUCAAAGCUCUCUGCCACUCCCACAAGGUUCUGCUCUCUUGCCUGUUUUUCCUCCUGUCAUGUGCUGAUAGAUGCUGCAGGCUCCCCGUUUGUGUGCAGCCUCCCCUCGCCGUACAACCUAUCUCUUCACAUGGCAGCUCUUUUGAGUCUGACACUGUCCAGACUCCAUGAGGACUUCUGCACCCAGAAAGCCCUAGUCCCAGCUGGCCUGUGUUUGGGAAAACUUACAAAUAAAUGUUGAUCAUGUUGGUGUUA
Molecule: messenger RNA, 916 nt
Organism: Cricetulus griseus (Chinese hamster)
Lineage: Eukaryota; Metazoa; Chordata; Mammalia; Rodentia; Cricetidae
Source: RefSeq, a predicted model, not a curated record